AUGUGCCAAUCGGGCGUGAAAAGCGCGUUUUAUCGGGGUUUGCGACGAUGCGUGAAGUUUUCUGACAUUUUUUGGCCCGAAAUUGCAGCGAUUAGUGAUGAUGAGAGCUCCGACGUCGAUGCUCACCUGCCGGUCGCAAGCUGGCGCGACGACGACGACGGCGAUGCCCGCCCAGCGCGACGCGCCGCGUCUGCAGCCAAGACUGAGUCGGUCGAUAUAGACGAUGAGGAAGAUGAGGACGAGGAAGUAGCAAAGCCGGCCGCUGCCGAGAACGGCGACGAAGAAGACGAGGAUGACGAGGAUGGUGAAGAAGAUGUGUUCAUCGUCGAAGCGAUAAAAAAGCACAUGAUUGACGAAGACGGGUCGCUGAAGUUCCACGUCAAGUGGGAGGGCUACGACAAGAAGGCAGACAUGACGUGGGAGCCCGAAGACAAUCUCGAGGAAUCGGCCAAUGAGGUGCUCGAAGAAUACUUCAAAAAGAUUGGCGGCCGUGACAGCAUCUUUCAGCAGACGGCCACCGCCGUGUCGGGCAAGAAGCGCGGACGCAAAGCUUCCGCCGCGGCGGGUGGCGCCACGGCCGACCCGACGCCGACCAAGCGAUCACGCAAGAGCAACGGGACGCACCCUGCGGCCGGGGCGCCACCGGCAACGGCUAAGCCGUGGAGCGCGCCGGCCGGCUCGUGGGAGGACGAGAUUGAGUCGAUUGACGCGUGCCACGACGAGGGGUCGGGGAACCUGAUGGUGUAUCUGGUAUGGAAGAAUGGCAAGAAGACAAAGCACACGACAACGGUGAUUUAUGCCAAGUGCCCGCAAAAGAUGCUCCAAUUCUAUGAGCGGCACAUUAAGGUUGUCAAGCCCGACGAGGAGUCCUGA
Molecule: messenger RNA, 873 nt
Organism: Cordyceps militaris CM01
Lineage: Eukaryota; Fungi; Ascomycota; Sordariomycetes; Hypocreales; Cordycipitaceae
Product: chromo domain-containing protein
Exons: 5
Coding region: 1-873 (290 amino acids)
Biological process (GO): chromatin organization; negative regulation of transcription by RNA polymerase II
Cellular component (GO): nucleus; pericentric heterochromatin
Molecular function (GO): chromatin binding
Source: RefSeq, a predicted model, not a curated record